AUGGACCAGACGCCGCUCUUCCUGGAAACUAGGAUUCGCCAGGCCGGACGGCAGCACACUCCAGCCUCACCACUCGGUCACGAUGCGAGCACUCACCAGGGCAGCUUCGCCAGGCCAGCUUUUGCUGACAUCGGCGCAAAACUGAAGGCAUGCAACGACACGCUCGGAAACCUGCAGCAGCUCGGCAUCCAGCAUGUCGCAAAGCUUCCCGAGCUCGUCCUCGUCGGAGAUCAGUCGGCAGGCAAGUCCAGCCUCAUGAGCGGCUUGGCUGAGCUCAACCUUCCCAGAAGCGGUGGUGUCUGCACUCGCUGUCCUAUUCACAUCAGAAUGGCGUCGAGCAACGUCGAGAACUUUAGUUGUACAGUAUCUCUGCAGCUCGACUACGACUACAAGCCGCAUGGCCGUAUCCGUGUUUCAGACGUCACGAAAAACAACCCCUUUCCUCCCUGGGUGAAGAAACCGGUCCGCGAGACCAAGUUUUUCAAGUCCAUCGAAAAGCCCGACGACACGGAGAUCGAAGAGAUUCUCAAGUGGGCGCAGGUCGCAAUCCUCAACCCGAACCAGAACCCUGAGCUCUUCGUACCUGGAGAAGGCGCGAUCACCAAGGAAGUCGAUAUUGACCGGGCAAAAGACCACACCGAUGCUCAAUUUUCCCCCAACAUUGUGGCUUUGGAAAUGAAGGGACCGGGCUUGCCCGACCUGAGUUUUUAUGAUCUCCCUGGCGUGUUCCUGUCCCCUGGAAACGAGGAGGAUGAGUACAUUGUCAAGGUCGUUCAGAAUCUGGCCAGCGCUUACAUUCAGCGGGAAGAGGCUAUUAUCAUGUGGGCAGUCCCUAUGAACCAUGAUCUUGAAAACUCGAUCAUCUUCCCAAUCAUCCGCAGAGCUGGCGCUCAGAAUCGCACCAUCGGCGUCAUCACAAAGGCCGACAUGUUACAAGAAAGUAACGUGAAGCAAUGGCUCGAUGUUGUGGAGGGCAAGAAGCAACGUGUUAAGCAUGGUUACUUCAUGACUUCCCUGCCUCCGGACCAGCCACUUGAAAAGGGAACUCAUUGGGAAGAGUCGUUCUUCCAGGGCGGAGUCAGCACCUGGCCGAGGGAGUUUGAACCAUAUGUUAACCGCUGCGGAGUCGACCCUUUGCGCAACUACAUUUCACUUCAGCUCGGGGAAGCCUUUAGCAGAAGUUUGCCGUUCAUCAAAGUGAAAGUCCAGCAACGUUUGCAGGAAAUUCAAGAACAACUGAGUCACUUUCCUGAACUGCCUAGCAACGUCGAGUACGAGGUUAUGAGCAGCUUCGGCAGCUUUCUGCGUCAAGUCAAGGCUGAUGUGAAGGACCGGCAAAUGUCGUCAAAGUGGGAUCAGCUGAACGAACAUUUCAAAGCUUGCAUCAUCAAAGCUAAGCCAGGUUGUAACGUAACCGAGGAGCCUCAGACGAUCGAGCUCAUGGACUCCGACGCUGACAGUGUGGCCAACACACCUUCGAAGCGUCCACGCGCCAGCGACUCAACAAUCCGGACUCCGGCAUCAAAACGCCCACGACCAGACAUUCCCUCUGCGGCAGGAAUGACUCCAAUCAAGCUUGAGCCAACGGCGAACACCCCAAUCCGUCAACCCUCCAUGCGACCAACCCCACCACCGGACCCGUCACCAUUCGCUCGCUUCGCGAAGCUUGGCCGUGGAGGUCUUGAUCUGCGCGAGAUCCGUCAAGUCAUCCUUGACCAGAAGAAAGCCGGAAUGCCCGCUGAUCUUGUACCGGAGAGCGUGUACGAGUUCUUCUCGCUUCGUGCGGUGCGCAAAUGGCGAGAGCCACUCGAGAUCUACCUCGAGAAGACCCGGGAGCUUCUGCUCAAAAAGCUCGAAGCUGCUCUGGAAAACUCUCUGAAGGAUUUCAAAUCGCGACUUCUCUACAAGGAGAUGAGUACGCACCUGCGAGCCUUCCUUGACGACCAGGAGAGUCUCCAACGCGCGAGGCUCUUUGAGCUAUACGACUCCGAGUGCUACCAAAUGUUCACCAUGACCAACGACAUCUGUGAUCAAUUCCGUACCCAGGAGCUCGACAUUAUCGAGCGUGCAAGAGCCUACGAGCGCCUGAAAGCCAACGCCCUGCUUCCGUGGGAUGUGAAGCGCCCCGACCCAGCUACCAUGUCCUCCGAAGCUAAGGUCAAAGAGCGCAAGAUGCUGGCCGAGGGCAUCGCCAAGAUCCCAUGCAGGGACCAGUUCGCAACCGAGAUCAAGGUGGCAGCCCACGUGCGGGCAUACUACCUCACGGCUGCCACGUUCUUUGUCGAAGGUGUGACGAAGGACGUCAAUUCCCGGUUGUUCCGAUCCUUCACGCUUGAUGCCCUUGACCGAUACCUCGGUGAGAAGCUCGGUAUCAUGCCAUUUGGUACACGCGAGGCCUAUGCACGACUCAUGGAGGAGGACGCCGCAACCGCAAGGGAGCGAGAGAAUCUGAAGAAGGAGCUGGCAAAGCUCGAGCGUGCCAUGCACAGCAUCAAUGAGCUCGAGAGCGAAGCCAGUAGCAUCGAUGUUGACAGUGAGGUUCAUAUGCUCGACACCAGCUUCCUCCCGACUUACACCGAGGACGCCGACGAUGAAGACAUGGGGAUGGCAUGA
Molecule: messenger RNA, 2613 nt
Organism: Microdochium trichocladiopsis
Lineage: Eukaryota; Fungi; Ascomycota; Sordariomycetes; Xylariales; Microdochiaceae
Product: P-loop containing nucleoside triphosphate hydrolase protein
Exons: 3
Coding region: 1-2613 (870 amino acids)
Cellular component (GO): membrane; microtubule; cytoplasm
Molecular function (GO): microtubule binding; GTP binding; GTPase activity
Source: RefSeq, a predicted model, not a curated record